Neogale vison (American mink) is the source of this 2724-nucleotide messenger RNA. It is a transcript of the gene RTP3, whose product is annotated as receptor transporter protein 3. NCBI's taxonomy places the organism in Eukaryota, Metazoa, Chordata, Mammalia, Carnivora, Mustelidae. The record is from RefSeq and is a predicted model, not a curated record. The transcript has 2 exons. Gene Ontology annotation, cellular component: cytoplasm. Gene Ontology annotation, molecular function: olfactory receptor binding. Gene Ontology annotation, biological process: detection of chemical stimulus involved in sensory perception of bitter taste; protein targeting to membrane; protein insertion into membrane. Bases 547 to 2034 code for a protein of 495 amino acids.
UCUGCCCUGAGCGAGCUGGGCAUCCCCAGCUGCCCAACUUCAUGGCCCUCUAUCGUCCUUUCCCCCAAAUACCUGAUGCCAGUAUGUGUUUUUCUUAAGGCCGUAUCUAAAUGUGCUUGGUAACUAGUAAAAUCCUCCGGGGGUUCUAAUUUAAGGAAUACAUUGUUCUGAGGGGCAGUUGCAUCUCUCCAUCAUUUCCAGAGGCUUCUGAGGUAAACAAUGUAUUCCGGGUUACAGGCAAGUUAUCUGCUGAUCCGAUCCAGAGUCCGGAGCUUUCCCUUGGUCAUAUUUUAUUGGAUGAAACCAUGCAUUCCGUGUCUUCGGAAAUUCCCCGUGGAGGAGGCUAGCGCUCGCUAGUCCACUGAACUGGAAGCCGGAUUCAACUGACCUUUGUCUUUGAGGCAAAGACCUGGUCCACUGGCCCAGGUCAUGUACACAAAGGCGGGUCCCAGCCCUUGUUCUUUAAAGUAGGAGACCUCAUGUCCUGCUGCAGACCUGUCAGAGCCUCCCAGAGAUCCUGAGGUACAGCUGUCCACACAGUGUACCAUGAAUCAGGACAUGGAGCUAUGGAAGCAAGUGUUCCAGGAAUUAAUCCAGGAAGUGAAGCCAUGGCACAAAUGGACCCUGACAGAAGACAAAGACCUUCUUCCCAACAGCCUGGAGCCGGGGUGGUCACAGUACCAGCAGUGGGCCUUUGCCAGGUUCCAGUGUUCCUUGUGCUCUCGCAGUUGGGCCUCUUCUCAAGUUCAGGUUGUUUUCCACAUGCACAAGACUGGGGGGAAACCCAGGGGCAACGUGAAGAUGAGGGUCUUUGCCCAGAGAUGUCAGAAGUGCCAUCAGUCUCCAUUUGAGGUUCCUGAGUUCACAAAAGAGAACAUCUCCAGGAUCCUGAACAACCUGGUAUUCCGAAUUCUGAAGAAAUGCUACAGAGAAGGAUUUAAGCCGAUGGAGGAGAUCCCUACCAUUAGGGAAAUCACUCUUGAAGGGCCGCAUGACAGUAACAACUGCGAGGCAUGUCUGCAGGGCUUCUGUGCCCAGAGUGGCUUCAGUGAGGCCGUGCAGUCACCAGUGUCCCCAUCACUCCCUGCCAUAAGCUCACCUCCUCUUGAGACCACCAUUCCCAUGCCCUUUCCCAGUAGAAGUGACACCACAGUGGACACAGUGAAGGGGAACAUCACCGCGGAUGCAGUGAAGAGGAACAUCACCAUGGACGCAGUGAAAAGGAACAUCACCGCGGACACAGUGAGGGGGAAUAUCCCCGUGGACACAGUGAAGAGGAACAUCACCACGGAUGCAGUGAGGGGGAAUAUCACUGCAGAUGCAGUGAAGAGGAACAGCACCGCGGACGCAGUGAAGAGGAACAGCACCGCGGACACAGUGAAAAGGAACAUCACUGCGGACACAGUGAGGGGGAAUAUCCCCGCGGACACAGUGAAGAGGAACAUCACCGCGGACACAGUGAAAAGGAACAACACCGCCGACACAGUGAGGGGGAAUAUCCCCGCGGACACAGUGAAGAGGAACAUCACCGCGGACACGGUGAAAAGGAACAUCACCGCCGACACAGUGAGGGGGAAUAUCCCCGCGUACACAGUGAAGAGGAACAUCACCGCGGACACAGUGAGGGGGAACAUCACCGUGGACGCAGUGAAGAGGAACAUCACCACCGACACAGUGAGGGGGAACAUCACCACCGACACAGUGAGGGGGAACAUCACCACCGACACAGUGAGGGGGAACUCCACAGUGGACAUAGAGAAGUGGAACGCCAUAGCAAACAAAGGGAAGGCUUUACCCCAAUCUUGGCAUCCUGGGUCCAGGGAGGCUGCAAUCCUCCCCACCCACUGGAGCCCGAGAGCAAACACCCAACACGAUGUGGAGACGAGAAUCCACGUCAGUACCCGUAGCGAGGUGUUCUAUCCCCACACAGCCCCGAAUCCCAGGCGCAAGAACCUGAAUGUUUGCUGCUGUUUUUUCAUUCUGAUUAUUGUCGUGGUGAUUGUCGUAGAGAGCAUUCAGUGGACCUCCACAUGAUGCCAAGUUCAAAGUCAUGCAGUAUGAUCCCACGGAUAGGAAAUAUCCAGAAAAGGUAAAUCCAGAGACAGGAAGUAGCGUGGUGACUGCCAGGGGCUGUGCAGAAAGGGAUUAAUCUUUAUGGGGCUUUUGGGGGAGAGAAGGUGUGUGGUGAUGAAAAUGUUUGGCACGAGACAGAGGGGGUCGUUGUACAACACAGUGAAUGCAGUAAACACCAUUGAAUUGUUCAUUUUAAAUGGUUGAUUUCAUGUGAUUUUUUUUUAAGGGUUAAUGUUAAUUUCAAUUCAAUUCUAUCGUGCCUAAGGGAUGCUGAAAUUCUGCUCAUUCUCUGGAGAACUGAGACCAAAGCCUUUAUGGCUCACGGAACCAUUUGGAAAUUUCAUGAGACCUGUGGACCCUCUCUCCCCAGAAAAGCUUGCACAGACCCGGGGAGGUCAGCAGGUGGAGGCACUUGCAGCGUUUUCCCUGGGCUGAAAGCCUGGGUCUCAAAACAGUGUUCUCCGCAGCAGGGUCCACGCAGUUCAGGGCUGGGGCAGGACCCACAUGGGGGAGACAGCCUUCAAACUCUGGUUCGUUUCUUUGGACUUUACUAUUCUUUGUUGCAUGGUUUAUAACAAGCGUUACUGUACUAGUAGAAUGGGAUUGUGACACAAUGUGUAACUAAAUAAACAUACACCAUCUGGAAAGUCA